UUUCAUUGUUUGAUCCAAAAUUAUUGUUUUUUAUUGAUAAAAUAACCCGCAACCGGAAUAACACCAAAAUGACUUCACCGCCGCCGUCGGAUACUGAAUCAAAUCUAAGCGGUUUUAUGCGCUACAGCGAAAAGGAAUUCAAACCUUUGUAUAUGUCUAUAAUACAGAAAAUGGAAUUAAUUAAUCAAGAUAUCCUUGAAGUUGAAAAAAAUUUAAAAAAUCUUAUAAACAAAGCGGGUCCAAUGGAGGCUCAAUUAGCCACAUUGCUACAAUCUUUACCAAAACCUAACUUCAGCAUUUCUAUGGAGACAGAUUAA
This is a messenger RNA of Papilio machaon (common yellow swallowtail), 317 nucleotides long. RefSeq lists its product as uncharacterized. The transcript is spliced from 2 exons. The coding region runs from base 69 to 317 and encodes 82 amino acids. The record is from RefSeq and is a predicted model, not a curated record. Lineage: Eukaryota; Metazoa; Arthropoda; Insecta; Lepidoptera; Papilionidae.